UCCUACAAAAGUACCCAUUUGUAAGCCGCUGUAGCGUGUUUCCUCUACUUGAGAAAGCAAGCCAGUCAGACCAGUCGCUACCUUCGUUCGUGUGCAGCUGUGCUGGCUGGGCACGGUCUCUAUCCGGUGAAGUUGAUGCUUUUUGGAAGCUUGAUCUUGCUUGGCCAUCCUGUGGAAACAAACAGUCGCAGCAUCAGCAGCAGAAAGGACAAUGGAGGCUGAAUAGAGCAUGCCGAUUGAAUAGCAUCACAACCAAACACAGCAAGGACACACACGCGUAAUAAAUAAAUAAAAAAUAGCGGGAUAUAAAACCUUAGUGAUCUCUUCUGAAAGAGAGGAAAAGGCAGGGCAAAUUCCAGCCAUUCAAGAGGCUGUUUGGUAAAAAGAAAAGCAAGGACUCUGGAACAGUCUUGGUGGAGGCACAGCUCAAAACCAGUCAAUCCACAGGGGACGUUUGCAAUGAGGGCCUGUCAGAUGACCAAACCAGCAAACAUUUAAGGUCGCUAAACAACAUGGGUACUCGUGCUUUUUCACAUGACAGUAUUUUUAUCCCAGAAGGUCCAGAAGAAGACAGAAGUUCUGAGCAAGCCAUGUCCCAAGAAAACGUCACUGACAAAGUCAAAAGCCUCCAGAGACAAAUAGCCCACAAUAUAAAAUUUGGCCAGAAACCACGGUCAGUCUCUGUAAGAAAAACAGAGGAUGCUGGAGGGAGUUCUGAGGAUGAGGAGCUACCAAGAAACCCUGUUAAGGUCUUUGCACAGAUGGAAACGAAGCCAUCAGAUUCAGGAACACAGCCUAUUGAUCUUCCCAAACACAGUCCUUUAUCUGAAGCAGGAAUAGGCAGUUGUGAAGAAAAGCAGGCUACUCCAGUCAAAUCUCUGAGUCCAAAAGGAGCGUUUUCUGUAGAAGGCACAAUUGAAUCUAUUAACCUUGAUGCAGUCCCUCUUUCUGGAUCACGUCUGGACAACACUGCCGCUAAACACAAACUAUCCAUAAAGCCAAAAAACCAGAGAGCAUCCAAGAAACACCAGAGACUAACACUGGGCCAGCAAGACCUUGUCCUUCCUGAGUUAGAGGAGACAAAAGGUAAAAAACAUGCAGAAGUAAAAAGUAAGCAGGAAGAAUACAAGCAUAACCAAUCCAAGGAACAAAAGAGAUACAAUGACAACCACAGGCUUAGAGGAUCAAAAGAGGAGAGAAAAAGACAUGAGGAACAUGAGAAACUUCAGGAAUCCAAGAAACAGAAAAUUCAAGAGGAACAGAGUCUGAUGGAACAACAACAAAUGCUAUGUGAAGAAGUUGAAUAUGAAUUGGAAAAACAAAGGCAGUGUGAAAUUGAGGGACAGAAGGCACAUGAAGCAGAAGAACAGCAUCUAUGUGAGAUGGAAGAAAUAAAGCUACAUGAGGAGAGAGAGGAACAGAGGCAAUAUGAAACUGAAGCACAGAGAAUGCGUGAAAUUGAAGAAAAGAGGCAACAUGAGCAAGAGGUACAGAGGCAACUCGAGGCUGAAGCACAAAGAAUGCAUGCAAUUGAAGAAAAGAGGCAGUGUGAGCAAGAGGAACGGAGGCAACUCGAGGCUGAAGAACUGAAGCUGCGUGAAAUAGAGGCACAGAAGCAGCGUGAGAUUGAAGAAAGAAAGCAAAGUGAAAGGGAAGAACAGGAGCUGCGUGAAAUAGAGGAUAAGAAGCAAUGCAAAGCUGAAGAAAAGAGGCAACGUGAAGCUGAGGAGCAGAAGCUCAGAGAAAUGGAAGAACUCCGACUUCAAGAUCUGGAAAGAAAAAAGAAACAGGAAGAACACAUAGCAGAGGAACAGAAGAAGAAAGAAGAAAAGGAAAAGCAAGAAGAACUAAAACAACUAGAUAUUGAAGAGGAAAGAAAACACAAUAGAGAAGAGGAAGAGAAAAACAAUGUAGCAAAGAGAGAAAAGCAAGAGGAUUUUAAAAAAAACCUUGAUUGUCAAGAACAGGAAAGAAUAGGAGAGGAACUUAGGUGGCAGGAAAUGGAGGAGAGACAAACCAUGCCAAGACCUUUCACAUUUAAAGUAUCCUCCGGAGAAAAGCCCAUUCAGAAGGUUAACCUAUCGCCUGUGACACUAUUAAACCAGCAAGCCAGUCCACCAGGUACAGAGUCAAAGUCUUCACCAAAAGCAGACAAAGGUUCUCAUUCCUUGCCAUCUUCAUUGUAUGUUCCUCACACAGCCAUUUUCGUAACAGGAUCCCAGCUUUGUGACACAGCGGUGAAUUUGAACCAGAUUAAGGAUACAGCCUGUAAGUCUUUACUUGGUUUAGCUGAAGACAAGAAAGCCAGGGAUAUAUCCCCAGUUGAAAGUGUAAAUAAAACUUCUCCUGAAGGAAAACCUAGAACUAGAACAAGAUCCACCCACGAGUCAACAGAUAACCAGUCGAGUGCUGCAAUAUUAGCAGAGUGGGCCACUAUCAGGUCCAAGAUCCUUAAAAGUGCAGAAAAUGGAAAGCAGUCGGAGAGAGAAGUAAGAUAUCAUGGUAGACUUAGUGAUGACUACACCCAAAAAGGGGUUACUGGUUUGCACAGCAACCUUAGAAAAACUAUGUCUGCAAAUGCAAAGUUCUCUAUUACACCUGCAUGGCAGAAGUUUACAGACGGCUCCAAAGCCAAUGAGACCGUGAAUACAAAGCCUGUGCAUGAAAUAGAAAAAGAAAGCACAGGAGCAGGGGUUUUGUCUCCAGAUUCAGCUGUAUUGCCUCCCUUAGCUGCUAAAACUAAAGACAGUGGAACCAAAGACAAAGUUGUGAAGUCAGUAAGGAUAGUGGAUAGCACCGAAAGUUGUGUAUUUGCCAAAGAUCUUCCAUCUUUUCUGGUCCCAAGCCCUCCUCACAUUUCAAACAAAGGACGUUCGUUGUCCGAAUCCCAGAGUCCUGCAGAGAAUCAAGAUGUAGCCAAUCCUCUGAAAAAAGUAGAAGGAACUGACAAAAAGGGACAGAAUAUUAAUGAGAAACCUUCUCCUUUUGGCAUCAAGUUGAGAAGAACAAACUACUCUCUUAGGUUUCACAAUGAACAGCAGGCAGAUCACAAAAAAAAGAAAAGAUACAGUGCUGGAGACAGUUUUGAAGGUAUCCCAACUCCUCUCAUCCCAUUUGGCCAGGAAAGAGACAUACCUGUGUUUUCCAAUAAACGUAGUCAACCUUCCACACCAUCAAUCAGAGAAACAGCAGACAACAGUGCCACCAAUGUUCCACAAAAUGCAUCACAACCAAAGUUGACACCAACUAAAAUUAGCAUUCCAGUAUUAUGCAGCGAAAGUGAAAAGCUUCCCUCAAAAUCCCCGCUUUACCAGAAACCAUUUCUCGCCCCCAAACCUGUCCUUGUUACCCCGCCAUCUUCUCCCCUUCCUAAAAUGGACAAAUGCAGUUUUGGUGGGACUGUAGCUCAAAGGACUACGCAAGAGGAUUUAGCUGCAGAACAGAAAAAGGAAGAAAUGAAGGCUGAUGCCUCGCAAAAAAGCCGCCAUGAUGAGGAAGAGACGAAGGAAAAAAGAUCGUUCUUCUCAUCCAUUAACAUACCUUGGAGGGAAAAAACAGACAGGAAAACAGAGCUUAUCAAGAGAGAAAAGCCCAGUCUUCAAAGCAGCCAUUCUCUCGAUAGCUCUAGGACGACAGAGAAAGGGGAUUCUCUGCAGCCCCUGUGGAUCACCCUGGCCCUGCAGAAACAGAAGGGCUUCAGAGAGCAGCAGUCCACUCGAGAGGAGAGGAAGCAGACAAAAGAAGCCAAGCUGGUGGAGAAACAAUCAAAAAACAGUAGUGGAGUUAUAAGUCCAACUGAUAACAAAGAACCCAGUUCUAAUCAAAGAUUGCAGAAACCUCCAGUUAAGGAGGAAGAAAAGAAACCUGACACUAUUUUAUCUAGAUUUGAACGCAGGGAACAACUGAAAAAGUCCAACACACUUCCUAAUUCUGUUACAGUUGAAAUUUCAGACCCGACUUGCUCGACCCCAUCAGUGAAAGAAGCAACCAAGAAAUUUCCGAGUUCAGAUUCAGCUCAAGUGUCAACAGAACCUGCUUGGCUGGCCCUGGCCAAGAGGAAAGCAAAGGCUUGGAGUGAUUGUCCCCAGAUUAUCAAAUAGUCUCACACACAAUACCUGCCAUAUCACUGUUGCUUUACUACUUUUCUACAUUUUUAUUGUGUUACUUUUACGUACUAGGGAUCACAACCAGGGUUGACCACACCUCACUUUUAGGUCAUAAAAGAUCUUGGCCGAGAACAGUCAAACAUAAGAUUGUGUUGAGUCUGCGGCUUGCAUCCUACUCUGUACUAUGGAGUGUAUGGACUGACUUUGUAUGAUUUUAUCGGUAUCAACUGCCAUUUUCAGCCAAACAGAGCAACUGGGCCAAACCAGUCUUAUGAAAUGAUCUUCUCUUAUCUUAAGGGUGUAAAUGAACAAAGCAUGUCUUGAAAGGCCCAGUGUCCAAAACCUUGUAAGUAUAAUAUAGCUUGAACAACAAAGAUGUAUUUCCACUAGUUUUUGACAUGUCCAUCAUGUCUGCUUGAUACUUUCACUACAAUAAACCAGAAGGCAGCAAUGUCUUAAGGGCUCGCAUUGCACAAAGCAAAUACUUGCCCCGCCUUCCCAGCACUUCAUUCUGUAAUAAACUGUUAUGUUGAAUGUUAAGUCAUAAAUAUUUGCUUAUUUUAGACAUUUUUUUUUUUAAAUGACCUUUGAUUAGAGAACAACUCAGUCAGUUAUAACACACAGAUCUUUAUUAACAUUUUGUUUCCUGUCACAGUACAAAAUGCUACUGAUUUAAACCACGUGUUUUAUUACAGAGCUUAAUGAAACAGAUACGUAUGUGAGAUGCGUGCAAAAUUUACAAGACUCACAUUCAUUGUAAAUACAAUCCUUUUAAACAUUCUUGGUUUUGUUUGUUAUUCCAGUGACCUAUGAUAAGAAAGCAAAUAUCUAGUCGGCCAAUAUGUAUUUUUGUUUUUAACUUGUCACAUAAGUUCAGCACUAAGAAAUUUGCACUAAAACACACAAAUAUUACUGUACUGUGGUUUAUGAUAUGCUUAACAAUAAAUAAUACUUGCACAGUAAUGUAUUUAGUAAAAUAUUCAGCUUUUUUUUUUUUAACUAAAACAAUUUCACAAAAUAUCCUAUUGCUGUUUAACAGCAUGAAUAAAUGGUAUGUUUUAUUCUGUUGUAGCCUUGAAUCCGUUACUUAAUUAGAUCAUUGCAAGCAGAUUAUAUGUAGGGCUUCUGAUUUUCGGUUUUAACCGAUAAAACCCAAUAAAACACCCCCGAUACAAAAAUAAAUAAAUCGGUGGAUAGCCAAUAAACACUGGAAAACCUGUGGAAAUGGUUAAUCAAUUCACAUUGACUUUAGCCUUUUCCCAUUAAAUAAAAAUAAAACCUACUACAAAUACAGUACUGUGCAAAUGUUUUAGGCAGGUGUGAAAAAAUGCUGUAAAGUAAGAAUGCUUUCAAAAAUAGCCAUGUUAAUAGAUUAUAUUUAUCAAUUAACUAAAUGCAAAGUGAGUGAACGAAGAAAAAUCUAAAUCAAAUCCAUAUUUGGUGUGACCACCCUUUGCCUUCAAAACAGCAAUUCUUCUAGGUACACUUGCACAAAGUCAGGGAUUUUGUAGGCAUAUAGUCAGGUGUAUGAUUAAACAAUUAUACCAAACAGGUGCUAAUGAUCAUCAAUUCAAUAUGUAGGUUGAAACACAAUCAUUAACUGAAACAGUAACAGCUGUGUAGGAGGAAUAAAACUGGGUGAGGAACAGCCAAACUCAGCCAACAAGGUGAGGUUGCUGAAGACAGAUUACUGUCAAAAGUCAAACACCAUGGCAAGACUGAGCACAGCAACAAGACACAAGGUAGUUAUACUGCAUCAGCAAGGUCUCUCCCAGGCAGAAAUUUCAAGGCAGACAGGGGUUUCCAGAUGUGCUGUCCAAGCUCUUUUGAAGAAGCACAAAGAAACGGGCAACGUUGAGGACCGUAGACGCAGUGGUCGGCCAAGGAAACUUACUGCAGCAGAUGAAAGACACAUCAUGCUUAGUUCCCUUCGCAAUCGGAAGAUGACUAGCAGUGCCAUCAGCUCAGAAUUGGCAGAAAACAGUGGGACCCUGGUACACCCAUCUACUGUCCGGAGAAGUCUGGUCAGAAGUGGCCUUCAUGGAAGACUUGCGGCCAAAAAGCCAUACCUCCGACGUGGAAACAAGGCCAAGUGACUCAACUAUGCACGAAAAGACAGGAACUGGGGUGCAGAAAAAUGGCAGCAGGUGCUCUGGACUGAUGAGUCAAAAUUUGAAAUAUUUGGCUGUAGCAGAAGGCAGUUUGUUUGCCGAAGGGCUGGAGAACAGUACGCGAAUGAGUGUCUGCAGGCAACAGUGAAGCAUGGUGGAGGUUCCUUGCAAGUUUGGGGCUGCAUUUCUGCAAAUGGAGUUGGGGAUUUGGUCAGAAUUAAUGGUCUCCUCAAUGCUGAGAAGUAGAGGCAGAUACUUAUCCAUCAUGCAAUACCAUCAGGGAGGCAUCUGAUUGGCCCCAAAUUUAUUCUGCAGCAUGACAACGAUCCCAAACAUAGAGCGAAAGUCAUUAAGAACUAUCUUCAGCGUAAAGAACAAGGAGUCCUGGAAGUGAUGGUAUGGCCCCCACAGAGCCCUGAUCUCAACAUCAUCGAGUCUGUCUGGGAUUACAUGAAGAGAGAGAAGCAACUGAGGCUGCCUAAAUCCACAGAAGAACUGUGGUUAGUUCUCCAAGAUGUUUGGGCCAACCUACCUGCUGAGUUCCUUCAAAAACUGUGUGCAAGUGUACCUAGAAGAAUUGAUGCUGUUUUGAAGGCAAAGUGUGGUCACACCAAAUAUUGAUUUGAUGUAGAUUUUUCUUCUGUUCACUCACUUUGCAUUUUGUUAAUUGAUAAAUAAACUAUUAACAUGUCUAUUUUUGAAAGCAUUCUUACUUUACAGCAUUUUUUCACACCUGCCUAAAACUUUUGCACAGUACUGUAUAAUAAUAAAUACAUGUCCCGCCUUCCUGACUUGCAUCUAUCAUUGGUAAAACUUAAGUGUGCCAGUAUUUUCGAGUUACUAUACAUAUUUCAACACAAAAAAACGUUCAAGCAUUUUGGAAAGUAACCGAAAAGAGUAAUUUCAUACAGUAUAUCAAAAACGAAAGCCCCCAAAAAAACAAUUUACAUAAAACUCGAAAAUAGCUAAAAAUAAGCACUGAAAAAUACAAUUAAUAAAACCUGAAAAACAGAAGCCCUAAUUAUAUGUUCAUCACGUUAGCUUCUUGUGAUAUGUAAAAAGUAACAAGUUAUAUAAAACCAUAGAUGUAUGUAUAAAAGUAACUUUAUGGUAUAUUAAUGUAGUUUUAUUUAAUUUUUAAAUUGUUCCAAAGUGCAAUUGGUCUUUUUCUAUUUUAAUUUUAUGUGUAAUUGUGUAGUGUAAUCAUGGUGUUAUUGUACAUGUAAUAAAGUUCUCUUUCAUUAACUGUACUUCUUGUUUCACUAAGAUUAAUACACACAAUACACAAAUGCCACCUGCUGGAAACUUAACACAUUACAGUUCUCCGUGAAUGAAUACAAAAACAAGAUAGUGCUACGACCAAUUAGCAUGUUGCUAACUAGCAAAACAUAUCCUGUAUUGAUUAAUAAUUCAUAGUCUGGCAUUUAUUAACCCUUUGCAGUCAGGUCCAAUUUAUUUUCACACGCGCAGUUAAUUUUAGACACACUGUUUAAAAG
This is a messenger RNA of Acipenser ruthenus (sterlet), 7713 nucleotides long. Its product is annotated as capping protein inhibiting regulator of actin dynamics. Gene Ontology annotation, biological process: negative regulation of barbed-end actin filament capping; maintenance of gastrointestinal epithelium. The transcript is spliced from 10 exons. Lineage: Eukaryota; Metazoa; Chordata; Actinopteri; Acipenseriformes; Acipenseridae. The record is from RefSeq and is a predicted model, not a curated record. Bases 513 to 4100 code for a protein of 1195 amino acids.